GCCCUUCCCGGCUGUUGGGUCUUAUGGGACCCGGACGCAGACCCGACCGAACAAAUGGUGGCUGCCCCGCCGCUAUGGCAGCGGUGCUUCUCCCUCCUCCAGCGCUGCUCCGACGAGCGGCAACUCCGCGCCGCCCACGCCUUCCUCCUCACCCACGGUCUCCUCCGCCACCCCUCCGCCCUCGGCCGCCUCGUCCUCGCCUCCUGCUCCCUCCGCCCCCCCGCCCUCUCCCACGCCACCCUCCUCCUCCGCCACCCUCCCGCCCCUCUCAACGCCUUCGCCUACAACGCCCUCAUCCGCGCGCACGCCCGCGGUCCCGACCCCACCCACGCCCUCGCCUUCUUCCGCCUCCUCCUCCGCUCCCCCUCUGCCUCGCCCGACCACCACUCCUACCCCUUCGCCCUCGCAGCCUGCGCCGCCAUCCCUUCCAUUCCCGCCGGCGCCCAAAUCCACGCCAUGGUCUAUAAGACCGGGCUCGCCUCCACUGACCACUACGUCCAGACCGCCCUUCUGCGUCUUUACGCCGGCCUGCCCUACGAAGCCCGGAAGCUGUUCGACGAAACCCCUCAGAGAGACCCCGUCCACUGGGACGUCCUCAUGAACGCGUACAUCCGCUGUGGCCUCCCUUCUGAUGCGGUGCGCCUCUUCCAGGACAUGCUUCUGGCUGGGAUCGAGCCCGACGAGUUCACCGUCACCACGGCUCUCACUGCUUGUGCUCAUUCCGGUGCUUACAGGGAGGGGGUUUGGAUUCACAAGUUCAUUGAGAAGAAGGACCCAUCUUUCUUGAAUGACACCUUUAUUGCAUCUGCUCUUGUGAGCAUGUAUGCCAAGUGCGGUUGCAUCAAGGAGGCUGUUAAGGUGUUCGACGCUGUGCCGGAGAAGAACCGUCACAUGUGGGCGACGAUGGUUGGUGGGUUCGCAGUGCAUGGGUUAGUUAAGGAGGCGAUCUGCUGCUUGGACCGGAUGCAGGAGGACGGCCUGCACCCAGAUGGCAUCGUGCUUCUUGGUGCCCUCACAGCCUGUGCCCAUGCCGGGCUCGUGGACGAUGGCCUGCGACUGCUGGCUGAAAUGGAGACAUGCUAUGGUGUUAAGCCCGAGCAUGAGCACUAUAGCUGUGCUGUUGACAUGCUGUGCAGGGUAGGCCGGUUAAAUGAUGCUUUGGGACUCAUUCAUGGGAUGCCAAUGAGGCCGUUGGCUUCCGUGUGGGGAUCAUUGCUCACAGGUUGCAGGACUUAUGGAAAUGUCGAGCUUGCAGAGCUAGCAGUUGCAGAGCUCCAGAGGAUCGCAGAUGGUAAUGGAGAUGAUGAGGGUGUGUAUGUCCAGUUGUCGAACAUUUAUCUCAGUGCCAACAGGAGGGAGGAUGCACGCAGAGUGCGAAAGCUGAUAGGCAGUCGGGGAAUUAAGAAAUCUCCUGCUUAUAGUGUAAUCGAGGUGAAUGGUGAAGUUAGCUCAUUUGUUGCAGGAGAUCAAGUGCAUCCACUGCGGCUAGAGAUUUGGAGGAUGUUGGAAAUCUUGAUGGAUCACAUGAGCCACCACUCCAUGCUGGAGUUGGGGCAAGAAGAGAUUUCAUUGCUGCCAGUCACUGAAAGUGAAUGUUAAGUCCUUUUCUGCUCAGAUGGAGCACUUCCACUUAUAUGGCAUGCUAGAAUGACUGAUUUGGUUGAUUGUCUUAUGAAUAAAUUUGGGGAGGCUAGAGUUUCAUCCCCCCUUAGUACAGCAGAACAGCAUCAGCUUGUAAACGAUGCUGUGUUCCUCUUGAAGACAAACUCUGCAGCAAAUUUUAUGCGUCAGGUAGGAGUGGAGAAAGUAUCCAUGCUUGAUCUGAAAUUAAAUGAUCUUGGUUUUUUUGUUCUAAAAAGAAGAGGCAACAGAUCCAAGUUAUCCUACAUUUAGGGUUAUGCCAUCACAAGAAUCCUGUUAAUCUUGGUACCAGAUGAACAUUGCGGGGGAUUUCUCAGAGAAUCAUCUUGAUGGUGCUGAUGGACCAUUCAGUCUGUCAUGCAUAAAGAUUUUGGUAGGAAAACUCACCAAGAAACAAUGUAGCUACUUCAGCACUGUGGGUUGUAGAACGAGUUACUAGAAUUUAUCCCUGAAAACUUGAGGUACUUUAAGUUGCUUCCCAGUCUCAAAUCAAACUGAAUGUCUUAGCAGAAGAGAGUUCUUGCUGCUAAUGAAGGAACUGGAAAGACCAGGGCUCUGCCAAUUGAUAGUCAUGCACAUGAAUAUGUCAGCAGAAGAGUCAACUAAGUUCUUUACUACUAAUCAAGGAAUCAGGAAACAAUCAGUGCUCUGCCACUUGGUAGUCAUGCAUAUCAAUAUGUCAGCAGAAGUACGAAUCCUGAGCCAAUCUGUGCUCUGCCGUUUGGUGGCAAUGCGUAUAAGUAUGCCAUCCGAAAUGUCAGUUAAAUUCUUUGCUGUUAAUCAGGGAAUCAUGGAAAAAUAAUCAGUGCUGUGCCAAUUGACGGCAACGCACAUCAAUGAGUUGUUUUUGUUCAUUUCUAUGUCUAUUGGUGGAGCUCUUGCUUCUCCUUUUAUCAUUUAAGGACUUAAAUAGAACAAAAAAGAAUUUCAUCAUUUAUUCUUAUGGUAUAUUCUCUUCUGUGAGGAACUACAUCCAGAUCGAGGUCUUGCAAGUUAUCUGCAUUAUAUAUGUUCCUCAUUACUUCGACACUCAGACAUUUUUACCUAAGA
Elaeis guineensis (African oil palm) is the source of this 2691-nucleotide messenger RNA. Its product is annotated as pentatricopeptide repeat-containing protein At3g28660. Gene Ontology annotation, biological process: RNA modification. Lineage: Eukaryota; Viridiplantae; Streptophyta; Magnoliopsida; Arecales; Arecaceae. The record is from RefSeq and is a predicted model, not a curated record. Gene Ontology annotation, molecular function: protein binding; RNA binding.